AUGACGUCAAUAUCAUCAUACUAUGGUUUAACUCCAGAGAAUCCAGGAAAUUUUGUUGAUCCAGACCUUGAAAAGACUCUGUUAAAGCGUAUACGAGAAUUAUUAGGUUGGCGAUCGGAAAGUUUUCCCGGAAGCCAACCAGUCAGCUUCGAAGCGUCACAUUUCAGCUAUCUAGAAAACGAAGAUUAUUUUGUAUGCGAGAAAAGCGAUGGUGUACGAUAUAUAAUGUUUACUACCUUUAAUCACAAAGGACCCAAUACAUUUGUGCUCGAUCGAAAAAACCGAAUUCGUAGCAUUACAAACUUGAAAUUACCUUGCAAAGAGCAUGGUAAAUAUCACAAUGAAACCAUGAUGGAUGGGGAACUGGUGUUAGAUAUUGAUGGGGAUAAGAAAAAACUCCGGUUUUUAGUGUUUGAUUUAAUGGUCAUCAACGGCGUCUCUGUAACAAACAAACCUUAUAGCAACCGAUUAGGAGUGUUUCAACAAGAUGUGCGAGGUCCUCUUGCAAAGAUGUUAGAAGAUCGAGAACUGGCAAGGAUACAACCAUUCACAGUAGAAUUAAAAGAACUGCAACUUUCAUAUGGCUUGAAUCGUGUCUUUGACCAAAUACCGCACCUUAAACAUGGAAAUGAUGGACUGAUAUUCACCCCUGUAAAACCUCCCUAUGUCUGUGGGACGUGCGAGAAUAUAUUAAAAUGGAAACCGUCUAAUAAAAAUACAGUUGAUUUCAAAAUACAAGUAAAUUGGAAUAAAGAUAGGAAACCAGGUUACCGAUUGAUGAUAUCUGAUUCAGGCAUACAUAAAGCUGAGGAUCAUUUGACACUCGAUUCAGAAUUGGCUGAGAAAUGGAAAAUGGACCCUCCAAAUGGUCGCAUAGCCGAGUUCUGGUGGGAUCCUGACUGGACGACAGUUAUCGUUGAUGAAGGCUACGCACCUCUUAAGCGCGCCGGGGGAUGGAGAUUUUUAAGAUUUCGCGAUGAUAAAGACACAGCUAACGACAAAACGGUUUUGAAGAAAAUAUGGAACAGUAUUAGCGAUGGUGUUACGCGAGAGAUGCUCCAGAGGAACUGCGAGAACAUAAGAUGUAAAUGGAAAGAACGGGAUCGGCUGCUGAAACAAACACCAAAACUUAGUAUCUCUCAUUCCACAGUCAACACAUCAUAUGGAACAAUGUCAUCUACUGGAAGUCGUCCUCAAGAUAUCGUCCAACCACCAACACCAUCUAUCGCUCAAUCAACGCAAUCUCCAUUUCUUAUUUCCCCACCUGCACUAGGCAGCCAUUCUCGCGAGUCAACUUACUUCGAUCGAGCACCGUCAUUAUUAAAAGACCAUUCUACUGAAGCUCGACGACGAAGAGAAUCCUGGAGUGAUAAUCGAUUAUCUAUGGAUACGCGAGAAGUCAAAAGGCGAAGGGAAAGCACAGGUGAUUUCCGUAGAGAUGAAUACGCAAAAGAUUGGGCGAAGGAUUCGGAAAGACGGCUGUCGAGUGGUGAUGGCGAUAGCAUCUCUGAAAUCCCAGAAAAGACAGAGGCAAGAGAAAAACCAACUUCAUUAAUGCUGUCAAAAUUAGUAAAAGAAGAAAAUUCAUCUAUGCUCUUACCGCACGAUGUAUUUUCACCUACACGAGACCAUUAUCAACACGCACGAGUUGAUUUCAAAGACCAACUUAAAGAAGAGAGGAGCAAGCAUCCUCAAGACCACGGAAGUCCCGUGGUUAGGGCCGAGCUUAAUCCUAGAUAUAAUUCACAAGUAUCGGGCCGAGAAGCGCAGAGACAAUCCCCACCCGCGCAAGCACAAAGUCAGCAUUCGCAUCCGACCUCACCUGCGCAAUCACAAACGCAGUACUCGCGUCCAACCUCACCCGAGCAGUCGCAAAUGCAGCACUCGCAUCCGACUUCACCCCUUAAAUCACAAAUUCAACGUUCGCAGCCAACAUCACCAGUCAAGUCACCAGUCAAAUCACCAGUCAAAUCACCAGUCAAAUCACAAAUUCAACAUUCGCAUCCAACCUCUCCAGCACAAUCGCAAAUUCAACAUUCUGACCCAACCUCUCCAGCAUCACAAAUUUUACGUUCUCAUCCAACCUCUCCAGAACAAUCACUAGUUCAACAUUCUCAUCCAACCUCACCUGCGCAAUCACAAACGCAACACUCGCAUCCAACCUCCCCCGCCAAAUCACAAAUUCAACAUUCGCGUCCAACAUCACCUGCCAAAUCGAGUCCAACGUCACCUGUGCAGUCACAAAUACAGCGCUCGCGCCCAACGUCACCUGCGCAGUCGCAAACGCAACACUCGCGUUCAACUUCACCCGCACCAUUAACCGAGCGACCUUCCCAUUCUCGCCGUUCGACGAUAGAGUCAAUUUUGCUACAUCCCGAAUCGCUACCCAAUGAAUCUGAAAAGGCUAUCCAAGCUGAUUCCGGGAAAUUUCCUGUUGGUCGAGGUGAAGGAUGUAAUGUUAUGGGCGCUCCAACACCUAUAUCUGUUCUUCGAUCACCUAUAGUUGCGUCUCCAACGCCGCUUUCGUAUGAACAGCGAAUGCCGCAACUUUAUGCACGUCCGAACGAACAUGAAGAUUAUCUUCGCUCGGGUACACAUAUUUUUGUUAACUACGAGAACAAUAACGGUCAAAAUCAAGUGCGUGAUGUAAAUUCGAGUGCUAUGAGAAGAAGUUUAAGCGGUAGUGCAACUGCAGGACCACUGGCAAGCAUGAGCUCGAGCUCAAGCGCAGUUUCGACUUCACCUCCUGUUAUUCUUCCAUUCUCUCAAUCCUCCGAUUAUCAAACUACCCAUACCGAUUCUAACUCUCAACAAGCGUCGAGUAGUACGCAUAAUCGGCCUUUCGUGGCAAAGAGAAGGUCUAAGGCAACGUUGGAUUUUAUUCUCAAUGAUCCGGAAGAGAGUGAAUACAAGAAGUCGAGGGUUUAG
Paraglomus brasilianum is the source of this 2928-nucleotide messenger RNA. NCBI's taxonomy places the organism in Eukaryota, Fungi, Glomeromycota, Glomeromycetes, Paraglomerales, Paraglomeraceae. The record is from the annotation of a GenBank genome assembly.